This is a messenger RNA of Venustampulla echinocandica, 837 nucleotides long. RefSeq lists its product as uncharacterized. Gene Ontology annotation, cellular component: mitochondrion. The transcript is spliced from 3 exons. Gene Ontology annotation, biological process: fatty acid beta-oxidation. NCBI's taxonomy places the organism in Eukaryota, Fungi, Ascomycota, Leotiomycetes, Helotiales, Pleuroascaceae. Gene Ontology annotation, molecular function: enoyl-CoA hydratase activity. Bases 1 to 837 code for a protein of 278 amino acids. The record is from RefSeq and is a predicted model, not a curated record.
AUGGCUCGUUCAAGUUUCACAACAGCUCCCCCAGAAGUCCGAUAUGUGCUUCUCACGUUCCCCGCUCCCCACGUCCUACUCGUGACGAUCAACCUCGCCAAGCAGAUGAACUCUCUUCCCGUGGCGGCAUGCUGGGAAAUGGAUCGGGUAUGGAAGUGGUUUGAUGCAGAGGAUGAGUUGCGUGUAGGAAUUGUAACCGGAGCCGGGAAUAAGGCGUUUUCAGCGGGGAUGGAUCUAAAAGAGCACCAAGCACCCAACUCCACCAACUCAUCCCCCGACUUAACCCACUAUCCACCUACCGGCUUUGCUGGCCUCACUCGCCGGGUAGGCAAGAAGCCUAUCAUCGCCGCAGUAAACGGGCACGCUCACGGCGGCGGGUUUGAAAUAGCCCUCAACUCUGACAUCGUUCUGGCCUCCCGCAACGCAACUUUCCGUCUGCCCGACGUAAUGCGCGGAACCGCAGCACUGGAAGGUGCAUUUCCAAGGAUUUGUAGGACGUUUGGCCUUCAGAGGGCGAUGUUAUUAGCGUUGACGGCUUAUACGCUUGGGGCGGUAGAGGCCAAGGAGUGGGGAUUGGUUGCUCAGGUUGUUGGUGAAGAGGAUGUGGUUAGAGAGGCGGUUAAAAUGGCGAAUUUGAUGGCUGGCUUCAGUCCUGAUAGUCUAAUUGUUAGCCGGGCGGGGGUUAGACAGGCGUGGGAGACGGCUAGUGUCGACCAGUCGACGAGUAUUAUUAGUGAGAAGUAUGCGAAAGCGCUUAUGAGCGGGGAAAAUGCGCUGGAAGGCAUGAAGGCUUUUAAGGAGAAGAGGGCGCCAAAGUGGACUGGGAGUAAACUGUGA